Messenger RNA from Stegostoma tigrinum, 2863 nucleotides. RefSeq names its product SPARC-like protein 1. NCBI's taxonomy places the organism in Eukaryota, Metazoa, Chordata, Chondrichthyes, Orectolobiformes, Stegostomatidae. Gene Ontology annotation, biological process: anatomical structure development. The coding region runs from base 120 to 2396 and encodes 758 amino acids. The transcript has 11 exons. The record is from RefSeq and is a predicted model, not a curated record. Gene Ontology annotation, molecular function: protein binding; collagen binding; extracellular matrix binding.
GAUCUUUCUUCUCCUGCACUGAUUAGCCCAUUCACAGCUAGGAAAGACUUUGUGACAGAUCCUAUCUGACUCCAGUGAUCUCUGCAUCUUCCUGAAGUGAUCCAAGUCAGCACAGAGAGAUGCAAACCACAGUUUUCAGCAUGUGCCUGGUUGCCAUGGCGUUUGCCAACCCUGUGCGGAAAGCUAGAGAUGUAUCUACAAGCAUGGAGAGCCAAAACUUCAAUCAACUAAACCCACUUGGAGACCCCUUUCUGUUUAGAAAUCUCGGGCCCUAUGGGCGAAGACACAAUUCUAUAAAUCGCUUCUUAAACACCAGGUUACCAUACUAUAACUUUAAUGGCCAGCAAUUUCCUUUCUACAAUCCAAACCAGCGAUUUCACUAUUUUCCUGGGCAACAAUUUCCCUUCUACAAUCCAAACCAGCAAUAUCCUUACAAUGGCAAUUAUCCUAAUCAGCGAUUUCCUUAUUAUCAGAACUUCUUCCCUACUUAUCCAGUGACGAGACAAAAUGUUUUGGGAGUAAAUGUCGGACAAAUGGAUGCUCCCAGCAUGAGUAUGGAGGACACAACCAGUAUGGAAGAUAAUCUGAUCACCAUGCCCUUUGGAAAUGUGCCUUUUGAUGGAUCAGAUUAUGGUGUACCUUUUCUACCAGGUAAUGAAGACCCCUUUCUACCAGAUAAUGUGGGACCUUUUAUACCAGAUAAUGAAGACCCCUUUCUACCAGGUAAUGAAGACUCCCAUUCACCAGAUAAUGUGGGACCUGUCACACCAGAUAAUGAAGACCCCUUUCUCCCAGGUAAUGAAGACUCCCAUUCACCAGAUAAUGUGGGACCUGUCACACCAAGUGUUGACACCAAUACUCUGGAUGUCGGGGUUGACCAGCUGAACUCCCAGGAACCAGCUACUGAUGUUUCGAAUCCAGAGCAACCUGUUCUCCCAUACUCCGAAUCUGUGCAAGGAGUGGACUCACUCGGAUCAGAUGUUGAAGGUGCUUCUGUAAUCAGUGAGAGCAACAAGGGGAUGAGCCGACACAACACAAUCUCUGAACCGACCAGAUUGGGCAUUAACCAUGAUGGAUACAUAAAUAACGAGCAAUUUGCCAAUCAGCAAAUGUCAAAUGGAAACUUGGAUGAAGGUGAUCAAGCUGAACAGGAUGAGAUCCAAGAUAUUGUUACCAACACAAUGGGUGUGAACCCACUGGCCUCUUCCCAGGAUAAUGAUGGUGAUGAACUUGAAUCCAAUUUUGACGUAGUAGAAGCCAACGAGGAUGAACUGGAUUCCCAGGAACAGGAUACCACUCAGUCCAAUGAAGAAGAUCUUAAUGAGUUUAAUGAUAUAAAUGCCCAGGAACAGGAUACCACUCAGUCCAAUGAAGAAGACCUUAAUGAGUUUAAUGAUGUAAAUGCCCAGGAACAGGAUACCACUCAGUCCAAUGAAGAAGAUCUUAAUGAGUUUAAUCUACCAGGUUCAAAUGAUGACGAAGACCCUGACCUUGAAGAUAACAACAGCAUUAAUUCCUUUACCAACGGUGGUACUGGUAUCAAUCGAGCGAACACUGCAGAUUCCAAUCUCCAUGAUAAUGAGGUUAAUGGAAUUAAUUUCAGUGAGAACAAUGGAACUGGUAUCAAUCCCGUUGGAAAUGGUGAUGGAGCCAAUGAAGAUGCUGGCAGUAUAACCAAUAACAUACAAAAUGAAGUCGAUUCCUGUAAGAAGAAUCGCUGUCGCCAUGGCAGGGUCUGUAAGAUCAAUGAGAUUGGAACCCCCACUUGCAUUUGCCAGGAUGUGACAACCUGCCCCAUAAACACUCCUGAAUUUGCACAGGUGUGUGGCACUAACAACAGGACAUACAGAAACCCUUGUGAAUUCUUUGCUUCCAAGUGUCAUCUUGAAGAAACCAAGGAGGAACAUAACAUUCACCUGGACUACAUGGGACCCUGCAAAUACAUUGCUCCAUGCAUGGACAACGAACUGAUUGAGUUCCCUCUGCGUUUGCGUGAUUGGUUGAAAAACAUUCUGAUACACGUGUAUGAACAAUCUCCUGGUCUACUGUCUCCGAAAGAGAGAACAGCUAUCCAGGAAAUCUACAAUGAUGAGCAGCGUCUCGAACCUGGAGAUUACUCUCUUGACCAGCUCUCUGAUGACUUCAAUCGGAAUUACCAUAUGUACAUCUACCCAGUUCACUGGCAGUUCCAACAGCUGGAUCAGCACCCUAUUGAUGGUUACCUUUCCCAUUCUGAACUGGCACCUCUCCGUACCACAUUAGUCCCCCUGGAGCACUGUUCAUCAGACUUUUUCACAGGCUGUGACCUCAACAGAGACAGAGGCAUCUCCCUGUCAGAAUGGGGCACGUGCUUCGGCAUCAAAGAAGAGGAUCUUAAUCCCAACUUUACCUCCUAAGAUGAUGACUAACUACACUCGGGAGGGUUUUGGAUGUAAACGUUGAUUCCUGUAUCUGACAGUCUUUGAUCUAUCUAGAUGCUACCGAUGGACAGUUAAUGUCACCUUCAUCACUGGAAAUAUUCAAAGAAAAAUACCCCUUUCUUUUUGAAACUUCAAUAAGUUCAUUUCAUCUGGGGCAUAAGGCUUUCUGGUGUUAUAUAGAAUAGGUAAUACAAAAUGCUGACCAAUGCUCAGGGAUCAUUGUGAUUUUUUUCCCAAGUUGGCUGCACACCUGGAAGAAUUUCAGCUGCAACUAUCACUAACAUCAAUUACUAUUAUUAACAUCGUUAACUAGUAAAUAUCAGGGCACUUUGGUGUAGCAUCAAUACAGAAUCAUCCAAGACAUGAGUAUCCCUGUUAAAGGGAGCAAUCAGGGCAUCAAUCUUGACAAGUUUAUAUAUUAAUAUUGAUAUAAUUAUAGAUGU